AUGGAUGCAACUGAUGAAGUGUUGAAACUGCUCGGCGGCCAAAAACUUGUUCUGGGCAAGUCCGAGGCAGAGGAGCAGACCCCGUCCGAGGCAGAGCAACAUGGUGAAUCUAAGCAGCUAGAAGUAGUAGCAAUUCACGGAAUGCUUGGACUAGGAAAGACGACACUUGCAAAAAAGGUCUUGAAUGACCCAAGAAUUGAGUAUCAUUUUUUCACUCGGAUAUUCGUCCCUGUUUCAAAUGUAUACAACAAGCAAGAAGUGCUUUUUAGUAUACUAAGUGCCUUCACCAAGAACAUUAAGGAUCAAAACCUGUCGAUGAAAGAAUUAGAAGACAAGGUCAAAGAGACCUUGAAGAAAAAGUAUUUGAUUGUGAUCGAUGAUGUUUGGGCCACCGAAGCAUGGGACGAUCUCAAGAAAGUUUUUCCAGACAACAACAAGGGCAGUAGGGUGCUGAUAACUACCCGGCUCGAGCCUGUGGCCAACUCUGUUACAACAAAGACUGAACCCUAUAAGUUGCGAUUUAUGAAUGAAGAUGAAGCUGAAGAAUUGCUGAGGACUAAGGUUUUCAAGGACAACAAAUGUCCAAAGGAACUGCUGUCCCUUGAACAGAAAAUUCUGGCUAAAUGUAAAGGGCUACCGCUAGCAAUAGUGGUAACAGCAGGUAUUCUUAGGAAUCAUCCAAGAGAUCCAAAGUGGUGGGAUGAUGUGCUUCAUGGUGUAGCUGAGUUAGUGGGUGAUGGCCAAAAGAUAAUAGAUGACGUGAUAAGACGGAGUUAUGAUAACUUGAAUCCAAUACUCAAAUCGUGUUUUCUCUACCUUGGUGUCUUCCCUGAAGACUUGGAGAUCCAGGCCUCAAAAUUGUUGCAACUGUGGAUCGCUGAAGGGUUCAUACCCAAAUCUGAGAAAGCAAGCAUGGAGAAGAUAUCUGAGGCAUGUUUGAGGGAAUUGGUUGGCAGGAAUCUAGUGAUGGUGGAACAGAGAACUUUAAGUGGUCAGAUUAAGACUUGUCGCAUUCAUGACACGCUGCGUGACUUUUGCAAGAAGAUAGCCAAAGAAGAAUGUCUAUUCCAAGAAACUCACGUGGGUACCAGUUCAUCAUCUUCUGCCCGUCGCGUUGCCUGCAAAAACUCUCACUUAUCUCAAUACGUUUGCAAAAAGCAGCCUGCUGAGAAUGCACGCUCAUUCUUGAGCUUUGGCCAGGAUGAAAUUAAGCUGGAUCCAAAUCUCAGCCCAGAUGACGUAUUUAAGCGCUUCAAACUAAUGCGGGUGUUGGAUAUUUUAUCUGUCAAGCUGCCUACUGUACGUCUUCCCAGAAAACUGUCUGACCUUGUUCUCUUAAAGUUCAUUGCCAUCAACUGCGAGGUCGAGAUUCUUCCCAAGACCAUGUCAAGGCUACUUAACUUGCAAACUCUUAUAGUCCACACAGGGUCCCCAACCCUUGAUAUACAAGCAGACAUUUGGGCAAUGACAAAGCUAAGGCAUCUGAUUACUAAUUCCUCCACAUCCUUGCCUAGAUGUCAGGAGCAAUCCACAACCAGCGAAAACCUACAAACUCUAUCUAUAGUUUCACCUGAAAGCCUUACCGAUGAAGUGCUUAAAAGAGCUACAAAUCUCAAGAAGCUUGGUAUAUCUGGGAAUUUAGGCACUCUUAUGAAGGCCAACGGUGAGUCUAAUUUGUUUGACCAUCUCUGCGAACUAAACUCCCUCGAAAGGUUGAAGUUGUGUGGUGAUGAUGUGAAUUCCAAGCUGCUUGCCCUUCCUCAACCACACAAAUUCCCGAAAAGGCUAACAAAGCUGAGUUUGCAAAACACAAGCCUAGGUUGGGAUCAAAUGUCUAUACUUGGAAAGCUUCGGUAUCUGGAGGUUCUCAAGUUGAAGGACAAUGCUUUUACGGGAGAGGAUUGGCAGACAGAAGAAGGGGGGUUUCGCUCUCUAAAGGUUUUGUUCAUUGGAGCUACUGAUUUGAAGUGUUGGGAGGCUCAAGCCAAUGAUUUCCCAGAGCUAAGACGCCUUAUCCUCAGGCAAUGCAAACAACUUCUGCGAAUCCCACCUGACUUUGUAGACAUGAAGAAGCUCGAGGCUAUUCACCUAGAACAUACCACAGGUUCAGCAAUUUCAUCAGCUAGGAGAAUUAGGCAAUUACAGACAGAUAUGCUUCAACGUCAAAAUUUAAAUGAUAAGAAAAAUACCCCAAUUAGGAUCAGUGUCUAUCCUCCAGAAUACUGAUCGACAAGUAAAAUAUGCUAUGCAGGUUCUUGUUUGACAGGUAUUCAUGCUCACUAGAUUUCUGUCUUCUGUUCGCUUGAGUAAAGUGGGAGAGCUCCAUGCUUUCUUCUUCUUCCUGCCUCAUGAACACCUUCUGCUUGGCUCGGGGCCAACAAAUUUCAGUUGCUAUUACCUCAUUGGGUGAUUUUCAUUUUGAGUAUCUUUGGUUAAUGCUAAAUGUUCUUUUCAGCAAGUUUAUUGCGGUGAAAAUAAAAGCCAUAGGUCUCCUGGCCAAUUUAGUUCCGCAAAAACAAGGUGAAAAGGUAUUUUUCUUUCAGCUAGGUAUGUUGGGUCAAAUCUGGAGCUUUGACAGGUAGCUUUUGUACCUCUAAAUCUUGUUUCCUUGUAUUUUUAAGUUUGGGAUGAAACUUGCUCUGGUACAUUUGACAUUGUGAUCAUUUAUCUUCUUUCAGUUAUAUAA
Molecule: messenger RNA, 2686 nt
Organism: Coffea eugenioides
Lineage: Eukaryota; Viridiplantae; Streptophyta; Magnoliopsida; Gentianales; Rubiaceae
Product: putative late blight resistance protein homolog R1B-14
Exons: 2
Coding region: 1-2226 (741 amino acids)
Biological process (GO): defense response to other organism
Molecular function (GO): ADP binding
Source: RefSeq, a predicted model, not a curated record